GGGUCCGGACUUCCGGCGCCCUCUAGUGGCGGCCAUUUUGAUUUGUGUUGGUUUUGUUAGUGAGAGGCUCCUGAGCGCCGGUCCGGUCUGCGGUGACUGAACUCAGAACGCGGAGAGCAGUUGUCUUCCGCUGCACAGAGGCAAAUCUGGAGCUCUGUGACGGCGCCCAGCGUAACCUGCACUUGGGCCAGGAUAGGGACCACCGUGUCCGUGUCUCUUGGCUGGUUGCGGUGUCUUCCCGAUCCUACUUAAAACCACGUGGUUCGAUGGCGGCGGCCACGCUGAGGCUCUCGGCUCAGGGCACAGUGACUUUUGAAGACGUGGCUGUGAACUUUACCUGGGAGGAAUGGAAUCUCCUUAGUGAGGCUCAGAGAUGCUUGUACCGUGAUGUGAUGCUGGAGAACUUGGCACUUACAUCCUCCCUGGGUUGUUGGUGUGGAGUGGAAGAUGAGGAGGCACCUUCUAAGCAGAGUAUUUAUGUGCAAAGAGAGACUCAGGUCAGGACUCCUACAGCAGGUGUGUCCUCCAAGAAGGCUCACCCCUGUGAGAUGCAUGGUUCGAUCUUGGGGGACAUUUUGCACAUGGCAGAUCAGGGAACACAUCACAAGCAGAAAGAGCACAGGUGUGAGGCAUGGGGGAGUAAAUCAUAUGACAGUACAAUCUUUCAUCAGCACCAGAAUCAGUACAUUGGAGAGAAACCCUAUAGAAUCAGUGUUGAGGAAGCGUUGUUUGUGAAGAGGUGUAAGUUCCAUGUGUCAGAGGAGUCAUCUGUCUUCAGUCAGAGUGGGAAGGACUUUUUGGCCAUUUCAGUAUUACUUCAGCAAGAGGCCAUUCACACUGGGAAGAAGUCAAGCAGCAAAACUGAGUGUGUGUCUCUCUUUCAGCGGGGGGAAAUUCAUUACGGUGGUGGAGGAUGCAUGAAACAUCUUAGCACCAAAAAUGUUCUUGGUCAGCAUCAGACACAUCCCCCUAGAGAAGAAUGUUACGUGUGCUGUGAAUGUGGGAAAUCCUUUAGCAAACAUGAUAGCUUUAGUAAUCAUCAGAGAGUUCACAGUGAAAAAAAACCUCAUGAAUGUGGAGAAUGUGGGAAAUCUUUUAGUCAAAAGAGCUACCUCACUCAACAUCGGCGAUUUCACACUGGAGAAAGACCUUACGGGUGUGAAGAAUGUGGGAAACAUUUUAGUUCAGACGGACAUCUUAGGAGCCAUCAACGAGUGCACGGUGGAGAAAGACCUUAUGAAUGUGGAGAAUGUGGGAAGUCUUUCAGUCAUAAGCGCAGCCUUGUUCACCAUCAGCGAGUUCACAGUGGAGAAAGAGCUUAUAAGUGUGGAGAAUGUGGGAAAUCAUUUAGUCAAAAGGGCAACCUCGUUCUACACCAGCGAGUUCACACUGGAGAAAGACCUUAUGAGUGUGGAGAAUGUGGGAAAUAUUUCAGUUCGAAAGGACACCUUAGGAACCAUCACCGCAUUCACACUGGAGAAAGACUUUAUGAGUGUGGAGAGUGUGGGAAAUCUUUUAGUCAUAAGGGCACCUUCAUUUUACAUCAGCGAGUUCACCCUAGAGAAAGACCUUAUGAGUGUGGAGAAUGUGGAAAAUCUUUCAGUUCAAACGGGCACCUUAGGAGCCAUCAGUGGGUUCAUACUGGAGAAAGACCUUAUGAAUGUGGAGAAUGUGGGAAAUCUUUUAGUCAUAAGCGCAGCCUUGUUCAUCAUCGGCGCAGUCACACUGGAGAAAGACUAUAUGAGUGUGGACAAUGUGGGAAGUCUUUUAAUGAAAAAGGACACCUUAGGAAUCAUCAGCGAGUUCACACUACAGAAAGACCUUAUAAGUGUGGGGAAUGUGGGAAAUGUUUUAGUCACAAGGGCAACCUCAUUCAACACCAGCAUAGUCAUACUGGAGAAAGGCCUUAUGUGUGUUGGGAAUGUGGAAAGUUAUUUAAGAAGAAGUCUCACCUCCUUGCACACCAGAGAGUUCACACUGGAGAAAAGCCAUAUGCAUGUGAGGCCUGUCAGAAAUCUUUUAGGCAUAAGUACCAACUCAUUGCACACCAGAGAGUUCACACUGGAGAAAGGCCAUAUGAAUGCAAUGAGUGUGGAAAGUCAUUUACCCACAGCUCUACAUUCCAUGUUCAUAAACGAGUUCACACUGGAGAAAAGCCUUAUGAGUGCAGUGAAUGUGGGAAAUCUUUUGCUGAAAGCUCCAGUCUCACUAAACACAAGAGAGUUCACACUGGAGAAAAGCCUUAUAAAUGUGGGGAAUUAUUUAACAAGAAGUCUCACCUCCUUGUACGCCAGAGAGUUCACACUGGAGAAAAGCCAUAUGAGUGUGAGGAUGGUCAGAAGGUUUUUAGCAAUAAGGACCACCUCAUUGCACACCAAAGAGUUCACAGUGGAGAAUAGCUAUAUAAAAUGCAAUGAUUGUGGGAAGUCAUUUACUCAGAGUUCUAAAUUCUGUGUUCAUAAGAGAGUUCACACUGGUCAGAAGCCUUAUGAGUUCAGUGAAUGUGGGAAAUCUUUUGCUGAAAUCUCCAGUCUCACUAAACACAGAAGAGUUCACAUUGGAGAAAAGCCUUAUGGGUGCAGUGAAUGGGGAAAGAAAUUUAGCUGAAGCUUUUCACUUCUUCACCAUCAGAGGGUUCACAAGAGAAAGGCCUUAGUGUAGUGAAUGUGGGAAAUCUUUUGCUGAAACUCAGUCUCAUUCAACACAGGAGAGUUCACACUGGAGUAAGGUCUUGUGAUUGCAGCAAAUGUGG
Cebus imitator (Panamanian white-faced capuchin) is the source of this 2752-nucleotide messenger RNA. Its product is annotated as zinc finger protein 814-like. Gene Ontology annotation, biological process: regulation of DNA-templated transcription. Gene Ontology annotation, molecular function: DNA-binding transcription factor activity, RNA polymerase II-specific; RNA polymerase II cis-regulatory region sequence-specific DNA binding. Bases 267 to 2399 code for a protein of 710 amino acids. The transcript has 3 exons. The record is from RefSeq and is a predicted model, not a curated record. NCBI's taxonomy places the organism in Eukaryota, Metazoa, Chordata, Mammalia, Primates, Cebidae.